CAAAAGUUAUGAGUUCAAACUUCAAAUCAAAGAAACAUCAAUGCCUUGUCUUCCUCAAGCUCUGUCCCUCCAUCAAACACCUCUUACAGAUCCAUGCUCAAAUCCAUCUCUCUUCUCUCCAAUCCGACAGCUUUAUCAUCAGCGAACUCGUACGUGUUUCUUCACUAUCUCACUCCAAAGACCUCGCCUUUGCUCGAACCCUUCUCCUUCAAUCCUCUGACUCGUCUCCUUCCACUUGGAACAUGCUCAGCAGAGGUUACGCUUCAAGUGAUUCCCCUGUAGAAUCGGUUCGGAUCUACUCCGAGAUGAAACGACGACGAAUCAAACCCAACAAGCUCACGUUUCCUUUUCUUCUCAACGCUUGCGCUUCCUUUUUCGGCCUCACAGCGGGGAGACAGAUACAAGUAGAUGUUUUGAAACACGGGUUUGACUCCGAUGUUUAUGUCGGGAACAAUCUGAUUCAUUUGUACGGUUCUUGUAAGAAAACUUCGGAUGCUAGGAAGGUGUUCGACGAAAUGUCUGAGAGAAACGUUGUCUCAUGGAACUCUAUUAUGACUGCUAUGGUUGAGAACGGGAAGUUCAGUUUGGCGAAUGAGUGUUUCGCCGAGAUGAUCGAUGCGAGGUUCUGUCCUGAUGAGACGACGAUGGUGGUUUUGCUCUCUGCUUGUGUAGGUAACUUGAGUUUGGGGAAGUUGGUGCAUUCGCAGGUUAUGGUGAGAGAGUUGGAUUUGAACUGUAGACUAGGUACUGCGCUUGUUGACAUGUAUUCAAAGUCUGGUGGGUUAGAGUAUGCUAGGUUAGUUUUCGAGAGGAUGCGUGACAGAAACGUUUGGACUUGGAGCGCGAUGAUCGUAGGGUUAGCACAAAAUGGAUUUGCGGAGGAAGCUCUUCAGCUUUUUAUCAAGAUGAAGAAGGAAUCAUCAUCGGUGAGACCAAACUACGUGACGUUUCUAGGUGUUCUAUGCGCUUGCAGCCACGUAGGAUUGGUGGAGGAAGGGUACAGAUACUUCAGGGAGAUGGAGAGAACACACAAGAUCAAACCGAUGAUGAUUCACUACGGGGCGAUGGUGGAUAUCUUGGGACGUGCAGGUAGAUUAAGCGAGGCGUAUGGCUUCAUAAAGAAGAUGCCUUUUGAGCCUGACGCGGUUGUUUGGAGGACGCUACUCUCUGCUUGCAGUGUUCAUCACGAUGAAGAUGGUGAAGGGAUUGGAGAGAGAGUGAAGAAGAGGUUGAUUGAGUUGGAGCCAAAGAGGAGUGGCAAUUUGGUGAUUGUGGCGAAUAGGUUUGCGGAAGCGAGGAUGUGGGAUGAGGCAGCAGAGGUUAGGAGAGUGAUGAAGGAGAAUAAGAUUAAGAAGAUAGCUGGAGAGAGUUGUCUGGUGCUGGGAGGGUCAGUUCAUAGAUUCUUCUCGGGGUAUGAUCCUCGUUUUGAGUAUGUAUCCAUGUAUGGGUUAUUAGAUUUGUUCAAGUUGCAUUUGAUAAAUGACAAUUAUAUGGUCAGUGAUUCAAAUUCAUUUUCUUGACUUGUUCAAAAUUUAACAUUUUGUAAGGGUGAUGAAUGGCUAGGAAAGUUUUUUUCUUAUAA
Messenger RNA from Raphanus sativus (radish), 1582 nucleotides. Its product is annotated as pentatricopeptide repeat-containing protein At2g36730. The coding region runs from base 9 to 1520 and encodes 503 amino acids. The record is from RefSeq and is a predicted model, not a curated record. The transcript has a single exon. Gene Ontology annotation, molecular function: protein binding; RNA binding. Gene Ontology annotation, biological process: RNA modification. Lineage: Eukaryota; Viridiplantae; Streptophyta; Magnoliopsida; Brassicales; Brassicaceae.